Messenger RNA from Trichomonas vaginalis G3, 849 nucleotides. Its product is annotated as methylated histone binding. The transcript has a single exon. The record is from RefSeq and is a predicted model, not a curated record. Bases 1 to 849 code for a protein of 282 amino acids. Gene Ontology annotation, cellular component: SAGA complex. Lineage: Eukaryota; Parabasalia; Trichomonadida; Trichomonadidae.
AUGGAGGGGGCGGAUAAUUUCAAUCCAGAGGUAAUAGAGAUACUGCGGAGUGUGGCUAAGGACGGUUCUGAGAUCGAAGAAUUAGUCAAUGAAUUGAAUAAAGCUCUUGAUAGUAUGCAUUCCCCUCAUGCACAACAACAAUACUCUUCAAUUAACGCCAAAUACUCAACAGUUUUAGCUAAAUUAGACAAAAUUAUACGUCAAUCUCAAUUAGCACUCGCCAGACAAGAAGGAACCGUCGAAAUUCGUCCAUUUUCUCCAAUACAGCAAACUAUACCGAAUUCUCCAAGUCAACCAGCUCAAUUAGUAGAGCAUGAGGAACCUAAACUUCAUAUACACAAACCUCGCCAUAUGUUUGAACUAUUUACGACUAGAGAAAUGAAAUUAUGUGAUAUGCCAUAUCCAAGUUUAUGCGGUGCAAUUCCAGCCAAUCCAGAUGAAAGAAUACCAAUAGAUGAGUUUGUAGCUGCUAAAGUCAAUGAUGACGAUGAAGAAUAUAUUUUAUUCUACGUUGCGGGCUACGAAGACGAUGAAACAUAUAUAAUUGUUGAUGCCCAUGACGAAAAUCCUAAAGCAGUCAAGAAACAUCGCUCAGAACUCCUUCCCCUCCCCACAACAUUACCAAAACAAAAAUCAUCAAGAGUGGAGUACCCAACUGGGUCACAUGUACUUGCUCUUUGGCCGUUAGACAAUGAUGAAUGGACUUCUGCGUUUUAUCCUGCAACUGUCGUUAAAGUUCCUUCAAAGACCGGAUCUUGUUAUACUCUAAGAUUCGAAGGUGAUACAGAUAAUGAUUUUAAAGAUGUUCGCGAAAAUUUUGUUAUUAGAGAUCCUCAGGGAAAUAAAUAG